This is a messenger RNA of Tricharina praecox, 2172 nucleotides long. Its product is annotated as Gaa1-like protein. The coding region runs from base 165 to 2030 and encodes 621 amino acids. NCBI's taxonomy places the organism in Eukaryota, Fungi, Ascomycota, Pezizomycetes, Pezizales, Pyronemataceae. Gene Ontology annotation, biological process: attachment of GPI anchor to protein. Gene Ontology annotation, cellular component: GPI-anchor transamidase complex; membrane. The transcript is spliced from 3 exons. The record is from RefSeq and is a predicted model, not a curated record.
UCACCACUGCCGCCGUCUGUGAAGUCGACGACGUCUUAAUGAAGCUUCGGCGUUGAUCCAGCCACUACCGCUUCUUCUUUCUUUUCGGACGACUCACUCUAAACACCUUUUCCAUUCCUCCUUCCAUCCUUCGCGAAGGGGAAUUCCGACAAUCGCAUAGCAUCAUGGCUCUCCCACUUCCGCUUCGCUCAACACGGAUUCUCAAACUCCUUCCGUUCCUCUCAAUCCUCUGCGUCCUCGUCGGCGUAACAUGGCUGCUCCUACUCCCACUCGACGAAUACUCCCGGAACACCUACAUCUCCGAAAACGCACUCCUCCCCGGAGGUGUCCACACGUACUUCGCGGGCUCCGAACAGAAUGUCUUCCGCGCAUACCGACAUGAGGUCAAGGUGCUGAGGAAUGCUACGAAUGAUGAGAUGGUGAACGUGAUUGGCGGCAUUUUCAAGGGACAGGGUCUCAAGGUGGCUACGCAGAAGUUCCGGUAUGAGGCCGGAGGUGAGGUAUACGAGGGCGAGAACGUAUAUGCAGUCCUUGAAGCGCCUCGAGGAGACGCCACGGAGGCCGUAGUGCUCGUGGCACCAUGGAUCAACGGUGAAGACCAGCUGAAUCAGAGCGGCGUUGCGCUGGUAAUGGCUCUCGCGCGGUACUUUAAGCGAUGGUCACUCUGGUCCAAAGACGUGAUAUUCCUGAUCACCUCUGACGCGCGCGCUGGCCCGCAAGCCUGGGUUGACGCUUACCACAAUACGCACUCCUCGAAUGUCGCCAGUCUCCCGUUAACCUCCGGUGCUAUUCAAGGCGUCGUGGUGCUCGACUACCCCACCACCAAUCCCUGGGACCGCAUCCACGUCGUCUACGACGGCGUCAACGGCCAGCUUCCGAACUUGGACCUCUUCAAUACCGCCGUACACAUCUCCGGCCACCAGAUGGGCGUGCGCGCUAGUCUUCAGGAGAUGUUCGCGCACUCGGACUCCUACGAGGACAGACUACGGACUAUGCUCCGGGGGAUGGUUAACCAGGGGUUAGGACAUGCAACGGGUCCUCACAGCAGCUUCAUUCCGUACCAUAUCGAUGCUAUUACCCUACAGGUUAGCGGGAUCGGACAGCAUGAUGAAGUCACCAUGGGAAGAAUCCUCGAGAGCUUGUUCAGGAGUUUGAACAACCUCUUGGAGCACUUUCAUCAGAGUUUUUUCUUCUACCUGCUGCUGGCACCAAAGAAGUUUGUCAGUAUUGGAACGUAUCUACCCAGUGCUAUGCUCAUCGCGGUCAAUUUUACGAUUACAGCGAUUGGAUUGUGGAUUCAGAGUGGGCAGAGACCGUCCAAAGAACCGGUAGAGGAGGCCAUUGUGUCUGAGGAGAAGCAGGCCGAUAGCAAGAGCAACUCGGAUGAGAAGGAAGCCCUCCUCAAGAUCUUGCCCGUCUCCGUAACAACAGACGAACACGAACGCCACCUCGUCCUACCUAUCGCAUUCAUCCUCUUCGUCCACUUCCUCGGCUUCAUACCUCUCUACGUCUUCAACACUUUUCCCACGCCCACGCUCUCCCCAAUCUUCUGCGCAUUCACAACCAUCUCCCUCGUCCUCCCCUUCUUCCUCUCCUUCAUCCUCCACACCCUCUUCAAGCCAACAGUGCAGGACUACACCCUAAUCAAAUGCUUCUCGCUGCUCAUGCUGGGUCUAUUCCUCUCAGCCCUCGCAACUCUAAACUUCUCGCUCAGCUUCCUAAUCGGAUUGUUUUCCACGCCCUUCACGUUUGCCGCUCCGCAGCAGAAAUCGAAAUGGUGGUUGGCGGUGCUGAUGGAAAUCGCGCUGCACGCGUUGGCACCGACGACCGCGCUGGUGGGCGUCGCCGUGUACUGGAGAGAGGAUCUUUCGAGGAUCCUGGCUGAGGCCGCGUUUGGGUGGGCAGUCUGGGGCAUGUGGACGCAGGUAGUCGUGUGGUGUGUUUGGUGGCCCGCGUGGGUCGUUGCUAGGGUUAGUGUGGCGGGAACGUGGUGGGACAUGGGGAAGUCUGUGGAGACGGUGAAGCGGUAGUGACGGAUGGGUGGGAUUUCAUAUAAUACUCUUAUCGAUCGAUCUUGUUUAUAGAGCUGGCGGAAUACCCUUUGCGGAUGUGCAUACGUUGUAGAGAUGGCUUAGAUAAUCACAAAAGCUGGCAUCCUUCGUCAAGACUCAC